Messenger RNA from Suillus subalutaceus, 897 nucleotides. RefSeq names its product TPR-like protein. The coding region runs from base 1 to 897 and encodes 298 amino acids. The record is from RefSeq and is a predicted model, not a curated record. The transcript has a single exon. Gene Ontology annotation, molecular function: protein binding. NCBI's taxonomy places the organism in Eukaryota, Fungi, Basidiomycota, Agaricomycetes, Boletales, Suillaceae.
AUGGAAGCGCUGGAUUUGUGCCCGGUUGGUCACCCAGAUCGGCCCUCGUCAUUAAAUAACCUUGCCACUCAACUCUCCUCCUGCUUUGAGCACCGAGGCAAUGAGGAAGACUUGGAUCGGGCUAUCGCACUUCAGAGGGAAGCGCUGGCUUUGCACCCGGUCGGUCACACAGAUCGGUCCUCGUCAUUAACUAACCUUGCGAAUCAACUCUCCUCCUGCUUUGAGCACCAAGGCAAUGAUGAAGACUUAGAUCAGGCUAUCGCACUUCACAGGGAAGCGCUUGCUUUGCACCCGGUCGGUCACACAGAUCGGUCCUCGUCAUUAAAUAGCCUUGCCACCCAACUCUCCUUCCGCUUUGAACACCGAGGCAAUGAGGAGGACUUGGAUCAGGCCAUCGCACUUCAGAUGGAAGCGCUGGCUUUGCGCCUGGUCGGUCACACAGAUCGGUCCUCGUCAUUAAACAACCUUGCCAUUGGACUCUCCUCCCACUUUGAGCACCGAGGCAAUGGCGAAGACUUAGAUCAGGCUAUUGCACUUCACAGGGAAGCGUUGGCUUUGCGCCCGGUCGGUCACACAGAUCGGUCCUCAUCAUUAAGUAACCUUGCCACUCAACUCUCCUCCCGCUUUGAGCACCGAGGCAAUGUCAAAGACUUGGAUCAGGCUGUCGCACUUCACAGGGAAGCGUUGGCUUUGCGCCCGGUUGGUCACACAGGUCGGUCCAAGUCAUUAAAUAACCUUGCCAUUCAACUCUCGUCCCGCUUUGAGCACCGAGGCAAUAACGAAGACUUGGAUCAGGCUAUCGCACUUCACAGGGAAGCGCUGGCUUUGCGCCCGGUCGGUCACCCAGAUCGGUCCUCGUCAUUGAAUAGCCUUGCCACUCAACUCUCCUCCUGCUGA